This is a messenger RNA of Trichoderma breve, 2448 nucleotides long. RefSeq names its product OPT oligopeptide transporter protein domain-containing protein. Lineage: Eukaryota; Fungi; Ascomycota; Sordariomycetes; Hypocreales; Hypocreaceae. Gene Ontology annotation, biological process: transmembrane transport. Gene Ontology annotation, molecular function: oligopeptide transmembrane transporter activity. The record is from RefSeq and is a predicted model, not a curated record. The transcript has 6 exons. Bases 1 to 2448 code for a protein of 815 amino acids.
AUGAGCGACGACGAGAAGGCCGCUGCCACUGGCGGGGUGGCCGAGAUGACGCCCAAUUCGUCUCGUCCGUCCAUCGUCGACGACGGUAUCAAGGACGUUAUUUCGGAACCCUUUUCCUACGACGAAGACGAUCGCGACUACUAUUCUCCGCAAAACACCACCGAGCACGACCUCAACGUCACCGAAGAUGAUUUGCUCGAGGCCCAGGAGCUCGCCUCCCGAUACACACUCCAAGAGGUCCGCGACAUCAUGACUCGAGUCUUUCGCGUCCACGAAAAAGACCACAACUUUCCCUCCAUUAUCAUCCAAAAGAUCAAGGCCUUUCUCGAAAAUGAGUCUGUCUUUUCCAACCCCGAGAAGCACCAGCACCUGAUCCAGGAGAUGAAGCUGGAAGCCGCUCUCGUCACCAGCAACAGCCCCUACGCCGAAGUUCGUGCAGUUGUCAGCAACAAGGACGAUCCCACAACACCCUGCUCAACCAUCCGCAGCUGGGUCAUUGGACUGGCUUUUAGCUGCCUGUUAGCCUUCAUCAACCAAUUGUUCGACAUUCGGCAGCCCGCCAUCCGUGUCAUGGCCAAUGUUGCCCAGCUGCUGUCCUACCCCGUGGGCAAGGCGUGCGAAAACUGGCUGCCAGACGUCGGCUUCACCCUCUUUGGCACAUAUCACUCCCUCAACCCCGGCCCAUUCUCGAAGAAGGAGCACAUGCUCAUUACCAUCAUGGCAAACUAUUUGCCCCAGUACUUUAAUCAACCGUACGCAUCCCACGUUGCCUACCAGCUCCUCAUUGCCCUGGCCACAAACUUUAUUGGCUACGGCAUGGCUGGUAUCUGUCGCCGCUUUCUCGUCUAUCCGUCGUACUGCGUAUGGCCGGCUUCUCUCGUCACCAUUGCCCUCAACAAGGCCUUUCACAACGAAUCCAAUGCCGCGGUCGAGGGCCCCUUUGGCAAGAAGUGGAAGAUUUCUCGCAUCAAGUUUUUCUACCUCAUGUUCAACUGGCUGACCUGGAUCGCCCCCCACAACCGCGACCUCAACGUUAUCACCGGCAUCAACCAUGGCCUGGGCGUCAACCCGUUCCCGACCUUUGACUGGAACGUUUUGCUUUGGGACUCGGCCGACCCUCUCAUGGUCCCUUUCUACAGCACGCUCAACCGUUUCUUCGGCGUCUUCAUCUCCUUCUGGGUGGUCCUCGCCUUCUGGUACAGCAAUGUCUACGACACCGGCUACCUUCCCAUCAACAGCAACCGCGUAUAUGAUCACUUUGGCAAGCUCUACAACAUAAGCCGAGCCGUUGACGACCGGGGACUGUUCCACGCCGAAGAAUACAAAGCAUACUCGCCACCCUUUUUGAGCGCCGGCAACAUUGUCAUUUACAUGUUCUUCUUCGCCAUCUACACAUCGACCUUGACCUACGCUGUGCUAUACCACCGUCACGAAAUCGUCAUGGGGUUCAAGUCUCUUUUCGCCAGCUUCCGAAAGAAGAAGAACCCGAUCAAGGACGAGAGAGUUCUCGACGUUCACAACCGGCUGAUGAAGGCAUACCCCGAGGUUCCGGAGUGGUGGUACUUGAUUUGCCUCGUGCUUGCUAUUGCCCUGGGCGUUGCUGGCAUCGCCGGGUGGAAUACAAAUACGUCUCCCGGCGUUGUGUUCUAUGGCCUGGCACUCUGCAUCAUCUUUGUCAUUCCCGUGGGUAUCAUCAAGGCCAUGACGGGCAUUGAGGUCACCCUCAACGUGCUGGCCGAGUUCAUUGGUGGCUCCUUUGUCGAUGGCAAUGCGCUGGCCAUGAACUACUUCAAGUCCUUUGGCUACGUCACCUGCGCACACGCCGUGUGGUUCUGUAACGAUCUCAAGCUUGCCCAUUAUGUCAAGAUUCCGCCUCGCCAGACCUUCAUCGCCCAAAUCAUUGCCACGUUCAUCAGCACCGUUAUCUGCACCGGCGUUCUCAACUUCCAGAUGAAGAGCAUCACCGGCGUCUGCACACCCGAUGCGCAAUUCAAGCUCACCUGCCCAGGCGUCAACACCUUCUUCACCGCCUCCGUCUUGUGGGGAACAGUUGGACCGCAAAAGAUUUUUGGCCAUUCCGGACAGUAUACGGAGAUUCUGGUCGGCUUCCCCCUGGGCAUCGUCGUCGUCGUCUUCUUCUGGGGGCUCAACAAAAAGUUCCCCAAGUGGACCUGGACUCGGCAAAUCCAUCCAGUGGCCAUCAUGUAUGGCGGCAUCACUCGAUUUGUGUCCUUUUGGUCCAAGUACAACUUUGUUCUCUCAGCAGCCUGGUCUUGCGGCAUCGCCAUCUCAGGCAUCAUCAUCUUCUUCGCCUUGCAAUACACCGACGUACAAUUCCACUGGUGGGGCAACAUGGCGUCUGAUAUGGGCUGCGAGGGCAAGGGGUGCACGCUGAAGCACCUUGCACCAGGGGAAUAUUUUGGACCGCGCAUGGGCACCUUUGACUGA